Cydia fagiglandana is the source of this 4119-nucleotide messenger RNA. RefSeq lists its product as uncharacterized. The record is from RefSeq and is a predicted model, not a curated record. Gene Ontology annotation, cellular component: cytoplasm. Gene Ontology annotation, biological process: protein phosphorylation. Bases 910 to 4104 code for a protein of 1064 amino acids. The transcript is spliced from 15 exons. NCBI's taxonomy places the organism in Eukaryota, Metazoa, Arthropoda, Insecta, Lepidoptera, Tortricidae. Gene Ontology annotation, molecular function: ATP binding; protein serine/threonine kinase activity.
ACACCACCUCUGCUGCACGCUCCGCUGGCGACCACGCCGCCCGCGCACUUCGACUGCCCCCGCGUUCCCUUGCGAAAAAAUCAUAAUGCAAUCACCAGGACGGCCGGUGUGGAACGCUCAACAACCACUCGCAACACCCGGCCAGUCUGCAAUUCAAUGCGUCGAAACUCACACGCCGUCCAUCACGAUGAUGGCUUAGUCGGACCGGGAAACUGAUUUCUCUUCAGGUGGCCGCUGAAGUGGAAAUUGUCCGCGUGGUGAUCGCCUCUGAAAACCGUUGUAUGCUCGAAUUCAGUGACGUGUACUUUUACUUUUUGAUCGUUUUGUGCCGCCGUUUCGAAAACACUGGCUUGCACUUUCUCGCUUUACUGCUAAUGUUAACAUUUGCGUAAUGCGAUGUUCCACAAUCGCCAAGGUUCGCUGCUGUACCUACCGCGGAAUAUGUAAAACGGACCAUUAUACGGCGAUUCGUUGACCGAGAUUCUCCUAAAAAGUAAUUUGUAUAAUAGGUGGCCAAAUCACCUGGAGUUCAUUAGCGGCCUUUAUCGUUGGGACAAUUGUCCAUCAAAAACCAAUUAAUUCUUUACGCGUAUCGGCCGUGUCCGGUGGAGGUUGCUUUCGAGUGUUGUUGUUUUCGAGGUGUCUUUCUAUCGCGAACAGUGGCCUGGUUCACUCGUUGCCUGCUACCUACCGCAAACUGAUGGUAGCCGAUUACUGUGCGUUAUCAUUUAAGUGUUGAUUUUAUAAAUGGAAUUGUGUUGCUCAAUUAUCAUCCAUUAGUGAUAAAAGGCUUAAUGAAAUUUGUAGGUUUUUAAAAUAGAUAUUAGUGUGAAUUCGUUGCCAGUGUGAUGAGGUGAUCUGUGUAUAGUGCUACCGCUGUGCAAGUGAGACCUAGAAGUGUUUCGGAAUAUGUGGGGGGCGGCGGUAUCCAAUCCGCCGCAUUAUCAUUAUGUUCAGGGGCCGGGCGGGCCCAUGCCUCAGGUUGGACCGAAUGGCCCCAUGCUGCUGGGGCCUAAUGGUUCCAUGAUGGCGGGCCCUAACGGACCGAUGUUAGGUCCUAGGCAUUUAAGGCCACAAUCCUCAUACUCUCUACCUCAUGGCAGCAAUGGGCCUGGUCGGUGGGGUUGGUCGGGCAGUCACGCCUCGUCUUUUGACCGCAGGCAAUUAAAAGUGCCUCCACAACCUGCGAGACCAGCGCCCGUGCGCCCUGCUCAGGCUAGGCAAGGAACUGCUAACAAUAAGGUCGAUCCCGAGCUGAUCUUCACGAAGCAAGAGAAGAUCGGCAAGGGCUCAUUCGGCGAGGUGUUCAAAGGUGUCGACAACAGAACGCAGCAAGUGGUCGCCAUAAAGAUAAUUGACUUGGAAGAAGCAGAAGAUGAAAUCGAAGACAUACAGCAGGAAAUCAUGGUGCUGUCGCAGUGCGAUAGCCCGUACGUCACGAAAUACUAUGGAUCCUACUUAAAGGGAACGAAGCUAUGGAUUAUAAUGGAAUAUCUUGGCGGCGGGUCGGCGCUAGACCUGAUGAAAGCGGGCAGCUUCGAGGAGAUGCACAUAGCAGUGAUCCUCCGCGAAGUGCUGCGGGGGCUGGACUACUUGCACUCGGAGCGGAAGCUGCACCGGGACAUCAAGGCGGCCAACGUGUUGCUCAGCGAGAUGGGCGACGUCAAGUUGGCCGACUUCGGUGUCGCCGGCCAACUAACCAACACGACCAGCAAGCGGAACACAUUCGUCGGCACGCCCUUCUGGAUGGCGCCCGAGGUCAUCAAACAGUCCUGCUACGACAGCAAGGCCGACAUCUGGUCGCUCGGCAUCACCGCCAUAGAACUGGCCAAGGGCGAACCGCCAAACUCCGAACUCCAUCCCAUGAGGGUGCUCUUCCUCAUACCUAAGAACAAUCCGCCGCAGCUGACGGGUAGCUACUCCAAGUCGUUUAAGGAGUUCGUCGAAGCGUGCCUCAAUAAGGACCCGGAAAAUAGGCCAACGGCAAAAGAGCUAUUAAAGUUCCAGUUCAUCAGAAAGGCGAAGAAGAAUUCUUAUCUAAUGGACCUUAUAGAUAGGUAUAAGAAGUGGAAAGCGCAGCGGAGCGAGGAAAGCGAGACCGAAUCGGAAAAUUCAGAUUCAGAGGAGAGCCGCGCAGGGUCGGGCGAGGCGGACGAGCCGUGGAUCAUGACGGUGCGCGGCGGCGCGGCCGCGCGCGCCAUCCAGCACCCCGACCUCGACAACAAGCGCCGCCUCACCGCCAUCGACACCAGAGAGAACGGUACGUACCCGGCCGGGUCGGGCGAGGCGGACGAGCCGUGGAUCAUGACGGUGCGCGGCGGCGCGGCCGCGCGCGCCAUCCAGCACCCCGACCUCGACAACAAGCGCCGCCUCACCGCCAUCGACACCAGAGAGAACGGAGACCCGGCCGGGUCGGGCGAGGCGGACGAGCCGUGGAUCAUGACGGUGCGCGGCGGCGCGGCCGCGCGCGCCAUCCAGCACCCCGACCUCGACAACAAGCGCCGCCUCACCGCCAUCGACACCAGAGAGAACGGUACGUGUACUAGUACCCCCCGGGUGUCACAGGGAGGAGACCCGGCCGGGUCGGGCGAGGCGGACGAGCCGUGGAUCAUGACGGUGCGCGGCGGCGCGGCCGCGCGCGCCAUCCAGCACCCCGACCUCGACAACAAUACCCCCCGGGUGUCACAGGGAGGAGACCCGGCCGGGUCGGGCGAGGCGGACGAGCCGUGGAUCAUGACGGUGCGCGGCGGCGCGGCCGCGCGCGCCAUCCAGCACCCCGACCUCGACAACAAGCGCCGCCUCACCGCCAUCGACACCAGAGAGAACGGUACGUGUACUAGUACCCCCCGGGUGUCACAGGGAGGAGACCCGGCCGGGUCGGGCGAGGCGGACGAGCCGUGGAUCAUGACGGUGCGCGGCGGCGCGGCCGCGCGCGCCAUCCAGCACCCCGACCUCGACAACAAGCGCCGCCUCACCGCCAUCGACACCAGAGAGAACGGUACGUGUACUAGUACCCCCCGGGUGUCACAGGGAGGAGACCCGGCCGGGUCGGGCGAGGCGGACGAGCCGUGGAUCAUGACGGUGCGCGGCGGCGCGGCCGCGCGCGCCAUCCAGCACCCCGACCUCGACAACAAGCGCCGCCUCACCGCCAUCGACACCAGAGAGAACGGUACGUGUACUAGUACCCCCCGGGUGUCACAGGGAGGAGACCCGGCCGGGUCGGGCGAGGCGGACGAGCCGUGGAUCAUGACGGUGCGCGGCGGCGCGGCCGCGCGCGCCAUCCAGCACCCCGACCUCGACAACAAGCGCCGCCUCACCGCCAUCGACACCAGAGAGAACGGUACGUGUACUAGUACCCCCCGGGUGUCACAGGGAGGAGACCCGGCCGGGUCGGGCGAGGCGGACGAGCCGUGGAUCAUGACGGUGCGCGGCGGCGCGGCCGCGCGCGCCAUCCAGCACCCCGACCUCGACAACAAGCGCCGCCUCACCGCCAUCGACACCAGAGAGAACGCGAUCCCGUCGCCGACGGUGGUGGCGGCGCCCAAGCAGAACGGCGCGGCGCCCGCGCGCGAGGAGGACGCCAAGCCCAACAACAACAACUCCACCGACAAGCAGCCGCCGCGACAGUCUCCGGUGGCCGUGACAGUGACGGAGCCGCGAGCGGCCAAGGAGCGUGACCGUAGCGACCGGGACCGCGACCGCGGCGACCGGAACGAUCGCAACGACCGCAACGACCGGGACCGCGACCGCAACGACCGCGACCGCCCCGAGCGGCAGGAACACGAGCCCGCGCAGCGCGACCAUCUAGCCUACAACAAAGCCGCUUUGGACCACAGAGGAGCGAAUAGUGAGGAAAAAGUCAAAAAGCAUCAGGCAUAUUUGCACCAGCUUAUUUACCCGCUACUAAACGAGUUGUCGCGGAAGCACGGCGCGGGCAGCGUGGCGGCCAUCGAGGAGCUGCGCCGCGCCUUCGAGCAGGCCGAGCGCAGCGCGCCGCACCUCACGCGCGCCUUCGUGCAGCAGGUGGUGCAGAGGGUGGCCACACAGACGCACGCGCCCGCGCCGUCGCACCACAACACGCAGCAGUGGAUGAGGGAUGUAUAAUAUACCGCUGGGGCC